AUGAAGCAGUUUCUUGUGUUUGUCUUCUUUUUGGUUCUGAUGACCACUUUUACAGACACUUCACCAAUUUUGUAUGAAAAAGACGCCAAACAGAUUAUGAGAACUCGUCGUGAAGACAGACCAAGAAAAGCUGGCUUCCCUGAUGGAGCCAAUGAGG
Opisthocomus hoazin is the source of this 157-nucleotide messenger RNA. The record is from RefSeq and is a predicted model, not a curated record. Lineage: Eukaryota; Metazoa; Chordata; Aves; Opisthocomiformes; Opisthocomidae.